Lottia gigantea (owl limpet) is the source of this 859-nucleotide messenger RNA. RefSeq lists its product as hypothetical. The transcript has 4 exons. The record is from RefSeq and is a predicted model, not a curated record. Bases 10 to 795 code for a protein of 261 amino acids. Lineage: Eukaryota; Metazoa; Mollusca; Gastropoda; Lottiidae.
CGAAUCAAUAUGAUGGUCAAUGCUAAUUUGAUGUUGAUGGUGGUCUUUCUGUGGGCUGGAACAUUACCAGUGGCCAGUCCCAAGAAUUACCCCUUCAUGUUAAAAAGACAAACACCAGAUUGUGAGAAGUACGUUCUGCCAAUAAAUGCAAUGUGGGAACCGACAUGUGACGAAAAUAAACGAUACAAGUGCAAAAAAGGAUAUGAAUCAAUAGUUCAGACCACCUGUGAAAACGGUGGCUGGACUUUGGAACCAGCUUGUGAAGCUGUAGGGUGUCCACAAGGUGAGAUUAUCACUCUCUCUGAUGAUGUAACAGAAUCCAGUAUUGUUGGAGGACUUUUUCAUUUUAGCUGCUCUGUUGGCUUCGUUGAAACUGGUACUCUGAGGUGUGAGGAAAAUGGUACUUGGACAGAACAGAAAGCUUGUCAAGUGGUACUUAAAGCAGUAGUGAAUGGAAAUAAAAUGGAUGAAAGAUAUAGAAUCAAUAAUUGUACAGAAGAAUGUGCUACAACACCCAAGUGUGGCUAUACUCCAGGAGUCCAUGGUAUAUGUGACUUAUAUAGAAAACCAGUCAUCUUCAUCUAUUACAACACUGCAAGAGUUUCCGAAUGCAUCCAAAAAUGUAAAGAUGAACCAAGAUGUUUGACAAUAUUUUAUGAAUCUCUUUUAGAAAAAUGCUAUUUAUACAAUACUGACUUCACCACUAUAACGAAUACAGAUGGAUUGGCGGUAGUUAACGAUGAACCAGGUGCCAUUGUAGAGAAAUCUGGUUUUGAUUUCGUUAAUACACCAUAAAGUCACGUGGUCUGAGUAGUGACUAUUAAGAUUAAAUUGUCGAUUUGAAUAAAAUUAUCAGUUU